UCAGCACGUUCCUAUAAUAAGUAGUGUAUCGAUUCGCAACGCUCCGCGUACUUCUGGAACGAGCGUGCAAACUCCUCGGCGGAAGCAAUCCGUCGUAUCCUUCGACACAGGCACCAAGGAAGCAGCGCUGGAGUUCGAUCCGAAGCACCUUCCUGAAGAAGUGGUGAGUGGCAUUAAGCAACGUGCUUGACCACGUAAUCAGUGCUCUGCAUGUGUCGCGUGUCUGGUGUCUUCGCAGCCGAAGGCGUUAGCGCAUCUGGAAGAGAUGGGACCGAAACUAUCGAAGAAGAAGAGCCUGUCCACUAUUCUCAAGGCAUCCGGCUCGGCGACGACGCCCCGAUGCGAACCCUCCGUCGACUUCGGCGAUACCCGCUUCACUCUGAUCAGCCCUCUGCUCAGCCCGACGCGUGCAUCAUACCCGCGUCAUCUGUCGUCCAGCAGCCGUCUCUCUCGGAUCUCAACGAGCAGUCUGUCUUCGCUGGCCGACAGCGACGCCCGCAGCUUUGGGCGGCAGCCCAUCACCCUGCGACGCAUGACCCGCACCCGCGGCUACGGCUUCGAGGACACCACCACGCGCAGCGCCGACAACCGGCCCUCUAUGUUGGGUGACGCCGCGCUCUUCAAUGCUUUUAAUCGGACACUACGUUUACAACGGUUGCUUAAGGGAGCGCUAAAGGAAGGUAAUAAGUCGAGCCGUGAUCGACACAUUGUUCGUCUAGAAGCCUGUCAUCGUUGUUUGCGUACCAGUAUGAUUGUUGCACAGAAAAUUGCCACCGAAGCCCCGCUGCGGCUGCUUCCUAAUUUGAAACGCCCGCGCCAGAACGGACGCGUCGGCGUAAUCCCCACGUGACCUACCUUUGUGCCGCUUUCUGUGACGCGCUGACGUGAAUCCGCCAGGUAAAGCCGCUUCAGUAUUUCGUUUUCUCCGCUUUCUCAUUUACAAAAAAUAUGCUUCGAAUUCGUCUCACUACAAAUGGUCAAUUCGUUAUCAAAAAGCCUGAUCUUCGAAUUAAGCUUGGUCGAAUUUUUUCAUUGUCCAUUUAACGUCUUUUGUGGCACACGCGUGCUUAUCAAUCCUUGUCAUACCAGCAGACGAAUAUUUGCAUAACCAAUGCACGUGGGUGCUUUGCAGUUUUAAUUCCACACCUCAAGGAAGAUGUUCCCUAUUUUGCCGUGGUAUUGUUAAUACGGCUCGUUAAAAAAUCAUUUC
Messenger RNA from Dermacentor andersoni, 1210 nucleotides. The record is from RefSeq and is a predicted model, not a curated record. Lineage: Eukaryota; Metazoa; Arthropoda; Arachnida; Ixodida; Ixodidae.